GUCCCCUGGGUGUCCCUGAUGUCCCCAAAGUGUCCCCAAGUGUCCCUUGACCCCUCAGACAUCCGGGAGAGCGAGAACAUCGCGGAGCUGCACAACCAGAUCAGCGCCUGCGACGCCAUCCUCGAGCGCAUGGAGCAGAUGCUGGGCUCGUUCCAGAGCUCGCUGAGCUCGCUGAGCUGGGAGAUCCGAGCGCUGCAGGGCCAGGCCGGGGCCAUGAACCUGCGGCUGCGGAACCGGCGCCAGGUGAGGGAGAGGCUCGGGGGGCUCCUGGACGAGCUGGUGGUGCCUCCUGAGAUGAUCAGCGUGAUCCUGGAGUCUCCGGUGACGUCCCCGGGGUUCCUGGAGCAGCUGCGGGCUCUGGACGCGCAGCUGGGGGCGGUGAAGGCUCAGGCGUUCCGGGACACGCUCGCCUGCGCCGACGUCCAGCACGUCCUGGACCGCCUGCGCAUCAAGGCCGUGACGAAAAUCCGGGAAUUCGUUCUCCAGAAGAUUUAUUCCUUCCGGAAGCCGAUGACGAAUUAUCAGAUCCCGCAGAAUUCCCUGCUCAAGUACAAGUUUUUUUACCAAUUCCUGCUGGGCCACGAACGAGCGGCGGCGCAGGAGCUGCGCGAGCAGUACGUGGACACCAUGAGCAGAAUCCACUUCUCCUACUUCAAAUCCUACACCGGGCGCCUCAUGAAGAUCCAG
This is a messenger RNA of Cyanistes caeruleus (blue tit), 687 nucleotides long. The record is from RefSeq and is a predicted model, not a curated record. Lineage: Eukaryota; Metazoa; Chordata; Aves; Passeriformes; Paridae.